UUUCCAAAAACUGAAACCCACCAUCGUGAUUGUUCACCACCACCUAUCACCAUGUUCCGCCACACCCACCACAGCAACGACAACGAUAACAACCCCCCUUACCCUCCACCGGGACCAAACUCCCUUCACAACCCUCACCAACCACCGCCACCACCACAACCACAGCCACAUCCACCCUUCUACGGUGCACCACAACCACCACCAUCACACCAUGAACCAGUUCCUCAAGUGUACCACGCCUCUCACCAAGCACCACCACCACCACCUAACCCUUACGGUCACCCAUCACCAGCACCAGCACCAGCUCCAUCUCUUGGCUCUGUUCACCAUGUAUCUCACACUAACCAGUCUCCUUCACCCAAUGUUCGCCACGUGUCACACGAGUCUCACCUUCCUCCCAACCGUGCCGAUUUCGCUUCUCCAGUUUCUGGUACUGUUCACCAUGUGAGCCACCAGAGUGGUGGCGGUGCUGCUGGUGGCUCCGCCGCGGUUUCCAACAAGAACAUAGUGAAGGUGGUCACAAAGGCCGAUCCCAAUUACUGCCUCACCAUUCGCGGCGGCAAGGUCAUCCUUGCGUACUCUGAUCCCUCUGACGAGUAUCAGCGUUGGUACAAGGAUUUGAAAUACAGCACAAGGGUGAAGGAUGAAGAGGGUUACCCUGCGUUUUCUCUUGUCAACAAGGUCACCGGUGAGGCCAUUAAGCAUUCCGUUGGUGCCACUCAUCCAGUUCAACUGAUACAUUACAAUCCAGACGUCCUUGAUGAGUCUGUUCUGUGGACUGAGAGCAAGGACCUGGGUGAUGGCCAUAGGGCUAUCAGGAUGGUUAACAAUAUUCGUCUUAACGUAGACGCAUAUCAGGGUGAUAAGCGUUCUGGUGGUGUUCAUGAUGGCACUACUAUUGUCCUCUGGGAGUGGAACAAUGGUGAUAACCAGCAUUGGAAGAUCAUACCCAACUGAGUUAAUUGAUGAACUUUCUUGGCUUUGGAGAUGCGUUAUUAAUGUACUAUUUCUCUAUCCAUACAUUUAUGUCAAUUUAGGUGACAAUUACCAUAUACUAUGAUGAUACAUGUAGUUGGUGUAUGUAUCUCUGUAUUCAUAUAAUAUAUGAUCUAGUGUGAUGCAGUAUGGACCCUUUAUCUUA
Molecule: messenger RNA, 1141 nt
Organism: Arachis stenosperma
Lineage: Eukaryota; Viridiplantae; Streptophyta; Magnoliopsida; Fabales; Fabaceae
Product: ricin B-like lectin EULS3
Exons: 4
Coding region: 52-957 (301 amino acids)
Source: RefSeq, a predicted model, not a curated record